GGGCCAUGCUUCUUUUUCCACCGUCAAAAUUCUUGGAGGAGCAGCCCUCGACUCUCUAUCUCUCUCUCUCUGCUCGGGUACCCAUUUCCAUGUGCAAGUUGGCAUCUCCCUGGCAGGCAGCGAGCUCGACUGGAAUGUCGCUGUGGGACGACGUUUAAGCAAUGUGGAGCUACCAAUUCCCAAUUUGAUUUUGUGUGGCGAUUAAUAAUCAGUCAUGUUGAAGAAUGUCGUUUCCAGCCCACUAGUUGAUUUGAUUUGUUCCGUCUUUCCAAAUUUUCAACAGAAACUCCGCAAUUAAAACAUAAGGGGGAAAAAAUAGAAUUCAGCUUCAUGGACCGAUCCAAUUGCCCUGGUUGUUGCUUUCCUCAAGAACCUGGGGAACUUAAUAAAAUAAAAUAACAACUAAAAAGAAUAUAGCCAUUUUUCCCCCCUCAGUGAAAGGCUAGUGGUAAACUGGUUAAGCAUAUUCUUUCUCCGUUGCCGAUCCGGCCCAUUAGGUGGAGCCCAGUUAAGCAGCGGGCCCAGCUUUCUGUGAACGACCUAGUACCAUCUUUCCAAUUUAGCUCCCAUAUAAUUUGCAAAAGCCCUGAGUGGUUAGCGGACCAACCGUUAUUGUCUCGCCACGUGUCAUGCGGCACGUGCUCUUCGUACCAUCGCCUACAAAUUCCUGAUGAUCGAUUGUUUCUUCCCCUUCCCAUUUCCGUGGCAGCCAGCAAACCACUCUCAGUCUCAGUCCUCCACUCCACACUCCGCUGCUCCACCAUCCGGUAACUGGUUCAUUCUUUUUCCUUACUGUUCGCCGAUUCCUUUCGCUGCUCUUUGUUCUGUUCAAUUUCCUCUAAGUCCUUUCCUAAUUGUUCCCGAUUCAUUGUUUUUCUUCCGAUCAUCAAAGGGGGAUUCGUUGCAGUUUUAACAUUAUUCAUCAAUGGCGACCAUCACUGCUGCGCAUUUCGUGUCGAGAGCCUCCCAUGUCAGCUCGGAGACCAAGGCUAGUCCCGUGGGCCUCCAGGCACAGAGCCUAAGCCACCACGGCCUCAGGGCGGUGAACACGGUAGACAAGCUGCAAAUCCGAACCAAGGCGAAAGCGAUCGCGACCAGAGCCGUGAAGAAAUCUCAGGCGGUCACUGAAUCGCCUUCGUCUGCCAAAAUUGUGUGCGGAGCAGGGAUGAAUUUGGUGUUCGUCUCUUCCGAGUGUGGGCCCUGGAGCAAAACCGGCGGUCUCGGUGACGUCCUCGGUGGACUCCCCGCUGCAAUGGCCGCCAGAGGACACAGGGUGAUGACGGUUUGCCCUCGUUAUGAUCAGUACAAAGAUGCUUGGGAUACCUGCGUCUUCGUCGCGAUUCAAGUUGGGGAUAAAGUGGAGACAGUUCGCUUCUUCCACUGCCACAAAAGGGGAGUUGAUCGCGUCUUCGUUGAUCACCCUUUGUUCCUUGAGAAGGUGUGGGGCAAAACUGGAUCCAAGAUCUAUGGCCCUACUACAGGAAUUGACUACAGGGACAACCAAUUGCGUUUCAGCAUGCUGUGCCAAGCUGCUUUAGAGGCACCAAGGGUUCUGAAUUUGAACAGCAGCAAAAAUUUCUCCGGGCCAUAUGGGGAUGAUGUUCUCUUCAUUGCCAAUGAUUGGCACACUGCUCUGCUCCCUUGUUACUUGAAGACCAUGUAUCAGCCAAGGGGCUUCUACACAAAUGCUAAGGUUGCCUUCUGCAUCCACAACAUUGCUUAUCAGGGACGAUUUGCCUUUGCUGACUUCUCUCUUCUCAAUUUGCCCGAUUCCUUCAAGGGCUCCUUCGACUUCAUGGAUGGAUACAAUAAGCCAGUGAAAGGAAGGAAGAUCAACUGGAUGAAAGCUGGAAUACUGGAAUCUGACAGGGUGGUAACUGUGAGCCCAUACUACGCCCAGGAACUGGUCUCUGGUGAGGAUAAAGGCGUCGAAUUGGACAACGUCCUUCGCACCAAAACCGUCACUGGAAUUGCAAACGGCAUGGAUGUUCAAGAAUGGGAUCCGGCUACCGACAAGUACAUUGAUGUGAAAUACGAUGCAACUACGGUCACGGAUGCAAAGCCAUUGUUGAAGGAAGCACUUCAAGCAGAGUGCGGAUUGCCAGUGGACAGGAACAUUCCUGUGUUUGGAUUCAUUGGCAGAUUGGAAGAACAGAAAGGUUCAGACAUUCUUUGUGAAGCUAUUCCUCAGUUGAUGGAGGAGGAUGUGCAAAUAAUAAUCCUCGGUACGGGGAAGAAGUACAUGGAGGAGCAGAUUGAGCAGCUGGAGAAGUUGUACCCUGAUAAGGUCAGGGGAGUGGCGAAAUUCAACGUCCCCUUGGCCCAUAUGAUCACAGCUGGAGCUGACUUCAUGUUGGUCCCCAGUAGAUUUGAGCCAUGCGGUCUCAUCCAGCUGCAUGCCAUGCGAUAUGGAACGGUGCCAUGCGUUGCUUCAACUGGUGGGCUGGUGGACACAGUGAAGGAAGGUUAUACUGGAUUCCAGAUGGGAGCAUUCAACGUGGAAUGUGAUGCAGUUGAUCCAGCUGAUGUGCAGAAAAUAGUGACUGCUGUGAAAAGGGUGAUUGCCGCAUUUGGGACACCAGCCGUGGAAGAGAUGAUUCAGAACGGAAUGGCACAGGAUCUGUCGUGGAAAGGGCCUGCAAGGCUGUGGGAGAAGAUGCUGUUGGGACUGGGAGCUGCCGGGAGUGAGGCUGGCGUUGAAGGUGACGAGAUCGCACCCCUCGCCAAGGAAAAUGUCGCCACUCCUUGAGUGGAAGCACGCACGGGUUUUUUGACAGCAGAUUGGCUUCUUCAUAAAAGAAGUAGCAGCAGCAGUAGUAGUAGUAGAAUAAGUUGAUGUCUCGGGCUGACUUAUUAUAAAUUCCUGCAUUAGUUUUAAGUCGUGGAAGAAUGUUUUGUAUAAAGAAUUAGUUAAAGUAGGGUACUGGUGGUAGCUAAGCUUACUUGACUAACUGUUCUCUAUGUACUGAUCUAAGCGGUGGCAGAUCCAAAGUUCUAGUACUUUGUCAGGCUCGUGCGUGGGCGAGACUGGCAAAGGUUAAAUAAGAACCACGAAUGUUUCUUGCUAUAUAUGUAAUGUAGUUGCUCUUUGAUCUGGAUGGAACCACAUAAAAUGUCAUGGAACGUUGGAUGUGCAUAGCUGAUUUCCUGAAGCUAGCUACUCAGUGAGAGGAGUUUCCAGGCUUCAGUUAUCUGCAAGAAAAAUAAGAGAAAUUAGCGGCAUGAGAUAACCAGUAUGCUUCAAUAUACUGAUAUAAUCUCGCGAGCAUUCUCCUUCAUCUCGCCUCUUGUCCACAUUUCAAAAUCCAUAUCACAUAUCUCUGAUGAAUAAAAACUAAAAUAAUUGCAUAAUCAAACGUGGGUGGUAACGAAAUGUAAAAUGAGGCUAAUGAGUCCUGUCUUAUUCGUAAUCAUACAAACCACCCCGCCUAAUCCUACCAUUGAUUAGAGAGGUGAGAUUGGACAAAGGAAAACGAUGCGGCCGCCUCAUUUCGUUCCAUGGGCCCGUUAGGCCCAAACAAACUCCAACAGCGCCGACCUGACUCACGCCCCCGUCAGCCUCACACUUUCUCACGCUUUCCCACUCAACAAAUAGUAAAUUAUCAGUAAAUAU
Messenger RNA from Linum trigynum, 3613 nucleotides. The record is from the annotation of a GenBank genome assembly. Lineage: Eukaryota; Viridiplantae; Streptophyta; Magnoliopsida; Malpighiales; Linaceae.